This is a messenger RNA of Dentiscutata heterogama, 579 nucleotides long. NCBI's taxonomy places the organism in Eukaryota, Fungi, Glomeromycota, Glomeromycetes, Diversisporales, Gigasporaceae. The record is from the annotation of a GenBank genome assembly.
GAUGCCUCGGAUCUUAUCAAUGAUCUAACUCAAUCGACACAACAAUUGUUCUUUUGGGCCACCCGCUGGCCAUUGAUCGGAGAUGUGGCUAGUAUUUUAAAGAGCUGGUGGGUUGAUCUAGAUUAUUUAGAUUUGAAAUUGAAUUUUGCUCUUGAAGUGGCUCGUGGCUUAAAUUUUUUAGUAUCAGUACAGAUAUUGCAUCAUGAUAUAAGAUGCAAAGGUUGCGAAUCUUGGUUUACUGAUGCUACUAGAAAUAUUAGAGCUGUUUUCAGAAUGGCUCCAGAAAAAUUACUCAAUAUGAUAUUAAAUAUUAGGUAUACGGACCCGUGUAAUCCAAUCGAUGAUGAGUUCGACGACCAAGCAAUUCCUAUCAGUUUUGCCGAAUUCAAUGAUAUACUUGUCGAAAAAGCAAUAAAGGAAUACCGUAGUAAAGAUGGUAACAAUCAAAAUACUUGGAAGUGUUUUGAAGCACAUGCGAAUGCUGAAGCGGCUGAUGGGGACAUAAAAAGAGAAAGCACACAAAAUGAUAUGGUUAAGGCAGUAGAAUAUUUUAAGAAAGCGGUCAAUAAUGGAAAUUAA